Messenger RNA from Sorex araneus (European shrew), 589 nucleotides. It is a transcript of the gene FAU, whose product is annotated as FAU ubiquitin like and ribosomal protein S30 fusion. Gene Ontology annotation, biological process: translation. The record is from RefSeq and is a predicted model, not a curated record. Gene Ontology annotation, molecular function: protein binding; structural constituent of ribosome. The transcript has 5 exons. Gene Ontology annotation, cellular component: cytosolic small ribosomal subunit; ribosome. NCBI's taxonomy places the organism in Eukaryota, Metazoa, Chordata, Mammalia, Eulipotyphla, Soricidae. The coding region runs from base 143 to 544 and encodes 133 amino acids.
GGAUAAACAGGAACGCGCGGCCGUCGCUUGGCAGUGACGCGGCACGCAAGAGGCGGUGGGGACGUGCGCGCCCUCGCUCCUUCCUCUUUCUCGACUCCAUCUUCGCGGUAGCGGCAGCGACUGCCGCGGUCCAGUCGCCGACAUGCAGCUUUUUGUCCGCGCUCAGCAGCUCCACACCCUCGAGGUGACCGGCCAGGAGACGGUCGCCCAGAUCAAGAGUCAUGUAGCCUCGCUGGAGGGCAUCGCCCCGGAAGACCAAGUCAUCCUUCUGGCCGGCGCGCCCCUGGAGGAUGAGGCGACCCUGGGCCAGUGCGGGGUGGAGGCGCUGACCACUCUGGAAGUCGCCGGCCGCAUGCUGGGAGGUAAAGUCCAUGGCUCCCUGGCCCGUGCGGGGAAAGUGAGAGGCCAGACUCCCAAGGUGGCCAAGCAGGAGAAGAAGAAGAAGAAGACGGGCCGGGCCAAGCGGCGGAUGCAGUACAACCGGCGCUUUGUCAAUGUGGUGCCCACCUUCGGCAAGAAGAAAGGUCCCAACGCCAACUCCUAACUCUGUAAUCCUGGCUUUUUGGAAUAAAGCCGCGCAUAGUCCAGA